Messenger RNA from Fopius arisanus, 837 nucleotides. The record is from RefSeq and is a predicted model, not a curated record. Lineage: Eukaryota; Metazoa; Arthropoda; Insecta; Hymenoptera; Braconidae.
AUGUGUUCACCCGGUACAUCGAGAUUAAACCCCUGCGGAAAGCCAACGCCAAGAACAUUUGGAAAGUGUUUCCCCCUAGGCGAGGAAGCUCCCCCACCAUCCUACCCCUCGGCGGCCUGGCGAGCACAGGAGGAGAUUCUGGUCCAGGCCAGAUUCGAAACCAAGCGGGAGAAAUGGAGAGCCCAGGCGGAACCACCGAAGAAGCCCCAGGAAAAACCACAGGACCAGCCCCAGAAACCACCUCAGGAGGAAACCCCCCACAAGCCCCUGACAACACCCCCCCUAAAAGACGACGAGGUCGACCCCUGCGACGUCCCCCUACCCCCCUCGACGACCCCAUCGACCAACUCCCCAUCGCCACCCGACUCCGACGACGAGUUUGAGACACAGACCCCCAACCGUUCCCUUAAGGACUUGAUUAGCACCCUCGCUUUACUUCCCCUACAACCUACAACAACGAAAGAGUUAGAUGAUAAGAUGGACGCUGACUCUCUAAGGCAAUAUCUGGAGGAGCAGCACCAGUGGCAGCGAACUCUCCAGGAGCAGAUGGAGAGGCAGCAACAACAGCUGAAUCGUAUAGAGGAGCAACAACAACAACAUCAUCAUCAUCAACAACAACAACCACAACAACAACCACAGCAACAUCAUCAUCAACAACAACAACCACCACAACAACCACAACAACAAUCACAACAACCAGAACAACAACAACAACAGCAGCCACGACAGUCUUUACUGCAAUUUAUGAUGCACCAGCCACCAGGUUCUGACGAGGAGUUGAUGGAAAUGGUUGCUUGGUGGAUCAACAAUGGUGGUUCAUUAGAAGAAGGUUUGUGA